Molecule: messenger RNA, 1228 nt
Organism: Zingiber officinale
Lineage: Eukaryota; Viridiplantae; Streptophyta; Magnoliopsida; Zingiberales; Zingiberaceae
Product: 2-oxoglutarate-dependent dioxygenase AOP2-like
Exons: 3
Coding region: 49-1113 (354 amino acids)
Molecular function (GO): dioxygenase activity
Source: RefSeq, a predicted model, not a curated record
GAAAGUCCUUGGGUUGCCUGCUGAUUAUUCUUUUUCGUUUAGUGGUUAAUGAUUAAAGUAAAAGAAAGUCGAGAUUGGAGAUUUGGAAUUGGGGGAAAGAGGAAGGCGACGAUGGCAUCCGAAGCAGCACCGGGGCAGCUUCCUAAGAUCGAUUUGUCCGGGAUUGGCCUGGCGGAUAGAGGAUCACCCUCCUGGACCGCCGUCCGGAACCAGGUGAUGCACGCCAUGGUCACCGUUGGCUGCUUUGAGGCCGUGUACGACCGCGUCUCUCCUCAUCUCCGCGACUCCCUCCUCCGCAUGGUCUCCCAGGAGCUGUUCCCGCUGCCUCGCGAGGUCAAAAUCAAGAAUAGCUCUGCCAGGGUCUACGGCGGUUACAUAGGUCAGAUCCCGGGGCACGCCUACGAGAGCCUGGCCAUCACGUUCACGUGCGCCAACGACGCCGCCAGCGUCGACAACUUCUUCAGCCUACUCUGGCCCGAUGGCAACCCUCGUUUCAGCGAGACGACCCUCUCAUUCGUGACUAAGCUGGUGGAACUGGAGGAGAUGGUGAGGGGGAUGGUGUGGGAGGGCUUGGGAGUGGCGAAGUACCAAGUGGAGCCAUCGGAGUCCACUUUGUAUUAUAUGAUUCGUUUCGCCAAGUACGGGGAGGAAAAGGAAGGGGCGGAGGAAAAUGGGGAGGAGGUUAAGCUGGCGGGAUAUGAGUCUCACCGGGACACGAACGCGUUCUCGGUGGUGUGUCAGUUGAACGAGGUGGAUGCAUUGGAGGUGGAGAUUGGAGACAACGAAGAGGAAUGGGUCUCAGCGAAGCCUACCUCACCGGCUUCCUUUUUCGUCUUAGCUGGCAAUGCCAUCCGGGCAUGGACUAAUGGCAGGGUCCGCGCAGCACCGCACCGGAUAACUGUGGGUGACCAGAACUUGAUUAGAUACGCUGCGAUCCUGUUCUCAGUUCCCCAGGACGACUAUGUAAUUCAAGCCCCGGCAGAGCUGGUGGACAAUGCCCACCCUUCCCUCUUCAAUCCUUAUAAGUAUGGUGAUUUCUUGGGGUUUCUGCUCACAGAGGAGGGCGUCAAGGCUGAGGACAAACUCACCCCUUACCGUAGGGUUGUUACCUAAAGUUACUAUAAGCUGUAUUUUACUUAUUAGGCGUUAUGUUUUCUCUGUUUUUUUACCAUAUUAAAACUUGUAAUGAUGUACGAUAUAUAAAUAAAUCUUUAGUAUAUUAAGUAAA